AUGAGCCGUGCGGGGAUGAGGCAGCUUUCGCUGCUUCGGGCGUCAAGCCAAUGCUUGUCGACCCGGACCCUAGCAACCACUGCAAGGUGGCCGAUUGCUCGCUCAGCACCUGUAUCACUGACUUUGUUGGGACGCCAGAGAUCUCGACCUUUCAGCACAACACGACCUCGCAGAAACGAAAAUGACGAAGAGGAAGACAGCUCUUACAGCGAAGCCGACCAUGAACAUGCCGUCAUUUCCACUUUUGACCUGUUUUCCAUCGGCAUUGGACCCUCGUCAUCUCACACCGUUGGUCCCAUGCGUGCUGGUAACAUUUUUGUCAACGAUCUUAUCGACGCCAAUCUGCUUCACAAGGUCAACAAAAUCCGUGUCGCUAUCUAUGGAAGUCUUGCACUCACCGGCGAGGGCCAUAUGACCCCCUCAGCUCUUCUCCUCGGUCUUGAAGGCGCCGAUGUGGAGACAAUCGACACAGGAUAUGUGCCCAGUCGUUUCGACGACAUCAAGGCCAGCAAGAAGAUCUAUCUCGGUCGUGGACUCUCCGCAGAUGGAUCCAAGGGCAAAGAGAUUGAUUUCGACUACGAAAGGGAAUUUAUCUGGGAGUGGGGUCGCAAACUGCCGCAGCACAGCAAUGGAAUGCGCUUCACCGUCUACGACAAAGAAGGCUACGUCUUGGCCACAAACGACAUGUUCAGUGUGGGCGGCGGUUUCGUCGUCAACGGUGCUCUAAGCAUAGCGCCCCAAGAGACCCUCUCUCCGAAUGGCACGGCCCAGCUUGAGGCAGCCGACUUGGAGCAGACGGCCCAUCCGGCUGAUUUGGCCGAGAACAUGUACUACAAGGAGAUUCGGCGAUCGGACGCCGCGGGAGAUCGCAGGACAGGCACUGAAGUCAAGGCCCUCGACGAAGCCAGCGAGGGCCCAAGCGCUCUUCUCGGAGACUCACCUGAGCCAACUGCUGUGUCUGCCGAUGUCAAGUCUGAGACCAAGAGUACCAGCUCCUCACCGCAUCCGCGGUACCCCUUCCGAGAUGCAGCUAGUCUCCUUUCACUAUGCCGCAAACACAACCUCACCAUUGCGCAAUUGGUAUAUGAGAAUGAGAAGAGUCUCGGCUACACAGAUGAAGAUAUUUACCGAAAGAUCUUCAAGAUCUGGGGCGUCAUGGAUGCUAGCAUUCUAGAGAGUGUGCAGGCACCAACGGGAUCUGUGCUUCCUGGCUCGCUCAAGCUUCAUCGCCGAGCGCCUGCUCUUUACCGACGAUUGACCCGAGGCUUGUAUCCUUCAUCUGCUGCUGAGACAUCAGCUGCGCAACUGGAGCACAAAUUCUCCUCACCCGAUCCGAGUAUCAACGAGGAUGGUGCCUCAUCACCUAAUGCUCUCGCGAAGACAUCAAAUGCUUCGGUACCUGAGAAAUUCAUGCCUGGGGGUAUGCGAAAACGUGGCCCUCCACGGAUACAUGGCUCCUUGAACCACCCAAUUGCGCCAGCUCCAUCACGCCGCACAACAUUCCCUACUAUGGAUUACCUAUCUGUUUACGCCAUUGCUGUUAACGAAACCAACGCUGGCGGUGGCCGAAUCGUCACUGCGCCCACCAACGGUGCCGCGGGCAUCAUUCCAGCUGUGCUCAAGUACACCAACGAGUUCAUCAGUGACGAUCCCGAGCGAGAUAUUCCUACAUUCCUUCUCACAGCCGCCGCCAUUGGUAUGCUUUACAAGCGAGGUGCUACUAUCUCAGCUGCCGAGGGCGGAUGCAUGGCCGAAGUAGGCGUUGCCUGCUCCAUGGCUGCCGGUGCUUUCGCAGCCUGCAUGGGAGCCAGCCCCGAGACCAUUGAGCAGGCUGCCGAGAUUGGUAUUGAGCACAACCUCGGACUAACAUGUGACCCCAUCGGCGGCCUUGUCCAGGCUCCUUGCAUUGAGCGAAAUGCGCUGGGCGCUACAAAGGCUAUCUCAAGCGCCAACUUGGCUCUCAGCAGUGAGACGGGUACGCAGCGGGUGAGGCUGGACGAUGCCAUCCGGGCGAUGCGACUGACGGCCAAAGGAAUGAGGAAUGAAUUCAAGGAGACGAGUUUGAGCGGAUUGGCUACGAGUGUUCACAUUAAUAUUCCGGUUAGCGUGCCUGAUUGCUAG
Messenger RNA from Fusarium sp. VM40, 2121 nucleotides. NCBI's taxonomy places the organism in Eukaryota, Fungi, Ascomycota, Sordariomycetes, Hypocreales, Nectriaceae. The record is from the annotation of a GenBank genome assembly.